UGAGGGACCAUUUUUAUCAUUUUCUCUCAAACUCUCUAAACCCCUGAAAAUUAUUGCACCGGCGACUGUUCUUCGUGUGCUGUGUGUUGUAUGCAGCCAAUAUUAGCUCCAUUCACAGAGAUACGCAAUGGCUAUCAAUUCGAAGACGGAAUUGACAGAUCUUGCAGAAGAUAGACUGAACUUUGAGGCACUCAAAUCCCACCACAAGUCAAAAGCUAUUGCAUCAAUCAGCAAACAGCAGAAUCCAUUUGAUCUCUUACGCAUACUGUAUGAGGGAGCUGUAUCUGGAGCUGCUGCUGGUGUUGUUGUAGAAGCUGCUUUGUAUCCAAUUGAUACAAUUAAAACUAGACUUCAAGCAGUUCGUGGUGGGGGACAGAUCAUUUUGAAAGGUCUUUAUUCAGGAUUGGCUGGAAAUCUUGUCGGAGUCUUACCAGCAUCAGCAAUAUUUUUUGGUGUAUAUGAACCUGCAAAGAGAAAAUUGUUGGACAGCUUCCCUGAAAACCUAAGUGCCUUAGUUCAUUUGACUGCAGGUGCUAUUGGCGGAGCUGCUUCUUCUAUUGUUCGUGUACCCACCGAGGUAGUUAAGCAAAGGAUGCAGACUGGCCAAUUUGCUUCUGCCCCUGAUGCGGUCCGACUCAUUGUUGCUAAGGAAGGGUUUAGAGGCCUUUAUGCUGGGUAUGGUUCUUUUCUACUGCGAGACCUACCAUUUGAUGCUAUCCAGUUCUGUUUAUACGAGCAGAUGCGGAUGGGGUAUAAGUUAGCUGCAAAAAGGGACCUUAAAGAUUCCGAGAAUGCAAUGAUUGGUGCCUUUGCAGGUGCAAUAACAGGAGCUAUAACUACUCCCCUUGAUGUGAUAAAAACCAGAAUGAUGGUUCAGGGUUCAGCAAAGCAGUAUGAAGGCAUUUUGCAUUGUGUUAACACUAUUGUAAGAGAAGAAGGAGCCUCUACUCUUUUUAAGGGAAUAGGGCCGCGAGUACUUUGGAUAGGUAUUGGAGGAUCCAUAUUUUUUGGUGUUCUUGAAAGGACAAAAAAAUUAGUUGCUGCAAAACACCCUGUUGAUUAGAAUUUGAAUCCUUAUCAAUUUGUGUCAGAAAACCAGGCAGCAUUUGUAGCAGGCGGAUCACUAGUGCAUUAUGUGCUUAUUUGCCAUGAUUUGAUGAGGCGUUACAAAAGGAAGACAUUUCCUAGAUGUUUGAUGUUGAUUGACUUAAGGAAUGCAUAUGCUAUGGUAAGUUGGGAGUUUAUAGAGGAGCCUUUGAAUGGAUAUGGUUUUCCGGUGUCAUUUGUCCACUUAGUUAUGGUUUGUAUUACCUCAACUAAGUUCUCAGUCAAGGUCAAUGGAGAUGGACAUGGGUAUUUGAAGGAAAAAGGGGGUCUGAGACAAGGUAAUUCAAUGUCUCCCCUUAUUUUUGUGUUGGCAAUGGAGUACUUGACUAGGACUUUGAGAAUGAUGAUUGGAUUGCCUGGCUUUAAGUAUCACCCUAUGUGUAAGGGGAUGAAGCUCACCCAUUUGAUAUUUGCAGAUGACCUCAUGAUUUUUUGUAAAGGUGAUGUAAACUCAGUACGAGAGUUAUGGAGGCACUUAAACACUUUAGUAGUGUAACUGGGCUAGUGGCAAAUGAGGAAAAAUCUAACAUCUUCUUGGUUGGUAUUGCAGACAGUGAUCAAGCAGAGAUACUGGACAUUCUAGGUUUCUCAAUAGGUUCACUACCUAUAAGAUACCAGGGAUUACCAUUAUUUUCAAAGAAAUGCGGGAAAAUGGAUUGUCAUCAGUUGGUUGAAAAGAUCACAUAUAAGAUCAGUGUUGCUUACUCUAGGAAUAUUUCUAAUCAUAAAUGAUGUCUUGUUUCCCAUUUAUAACUUUUGGGGCGGGGUGUUGUUUUCAUAUUGCCCCAAAGUAUUCUAAACGAAGUUGACAGGAAGGAUAGAGAUUAUCUCUGGGGGAAAAUGGUUGAACAUUAUACGAUAUCUUUAGUGGCUUGGGAAAGAGUAUGUACACCCGAGAAAUGUGAUGGGCUUUAUCAUUAAAGGAUGUAGGAAAUGGAAUGAGGCAUCUGUUGGAAAAUAAUUGUGGCAAUUGUCCGGGAAACAAGACAUAUUAUGAGUGAAAUGGAUGCAUGAACUGUAAAGUAGGGAAGCAUUUGGAAACAUACACCAUGUCUACUGCUUUCAAUUGGUAUUGGAGGAAGCUAAGUGGCCUCAAGAUGGACAUGUUACAUUGGUACCAAAAUGGUAGGUACAUACUCACACAGUUUGGUACGUACUCAAUUAUACAGAGCUACAAUGCUCUACUUGGAAAACGGAGAAGAAUGGAAGUAGCUGGAGUAUUAGAGAAUGAAUUACCGCGUAAUAAGGAAUUUUCUUUGCAACCACUUUUGUUGAAUAUUUAUCCAGGGAAGAGCAUGAACUGCAGCAUGUAGGAGCUGAGUAGAGCCUGAUCCAAAGACAAUGUAUUUUCCAUGUGUAAUAGCAUUGUUGGCAAUUGCAUGUAUUUUUCUUAUGUUUUUGUCAAGCUCUUUGGAUAUGUAGGACUGAUUAGGAAAUAAAUAGCUCAUUCUAUGCCAA
Messenger RNA from Solanum dulcamara, 2565 nucleotides. Its product is annotated as S-adenosylmethionine carrier 1, chloroplastic/mitochondrial-like. The coding region runs from base 128 to 1063 and encodes 311 amino acids. Gene Ontology annotation, cellular component: mitochondrial inner membrane. The record is from RefSeq and is a predicted model, not a curated record. Gene Ontology annotation, molecular function: S-adenosyl-L-methionine transmembrane transporter activity. The transcript is spliced from 14 exons. NCBI's taxonomy places the organism in Eukaryota, Viridiplantae, Streptophyta, Magnoliopsida, Solanales, Solanaceae. Gene Ontology annotation, biological process: transmembrane transport.